UGAACACAUCUCUCCUAAUAAUGGCCAAUGUCGUCGUUUUGUGCUUACGCGUUCUCCUCUCUAGCUUUUUUAUUUUUCCGGCAAUUGCGAAUCCUCGGACGGAGCUGGUCUAUAAAUUCUGCGGCGAAGAACGAGCAGAGAAUGUUUCAGAAUUCAACCAAAACUACGUCAAUGCAAUAGUAUCAAUGGAACCCGAAAUGCGAAAAAACAAAUUUUCCAUAUAUGGAGAAGGGUACCCUCCAAAUCGAAUUUACGUCUUGGCUCAAUGCAUGGACGAUCUGACUAAUGAUGAUUGCGAAAUUUGUUUUUCUACCAUUAAAACGCAAUUGCCUGGUUGCUUUCCCCACAGCAGCGGUCGUGUUUUCUUUGAUGGCUGCUUCAUGAGAUUCGAGAACUAUAGCUUUUUUUACGAGUCUUCUUCUCCCCACGACGUCAAAAGAUGCAGCGAUGCAGUGAACUUGAAGAAUGAGCAAUUUAGGGAUGUGGCAACCAAAGUCGUCAAGGAUUUGGUAAACAUGGCCCCAAUUCACGGUGGCUAUGCAGAGGGACGAAGGAAAGCCCAUGGUUUAUCAGUUUAUGGCAUGGCUAACUGCUGGAAUACUUUGGACGAAAAAUCAUGUAACGAUUGUCUGACAAACGCAAGCACAUCUCUCCUUGAUUGUUUGCCAUCCAUUGAGGCGCGCGCCCUUAGCGUUGGCUGCUAUUUUCGUUACUCGGAAUACGAAUUUACCGAUGGUUCGAGUUUCUUUCUUAAUACUAAAGGAGCCAUUUUCAUGUACGUUGUAUUUGUUCUUGUUGCUGUUGGUGUAUGCGUAGUCGCUGUUCUGGUUGGAUAUAUUGUGGGUACAACUCUUCAAGAAAAACGAUUGAAACACCAGAAGAAACCUAAUGAAUCAGAUCUUGAGUCAUCUGUUAUGAAGAGGAGCCUGCAUUUCAAAUAUUCAACACUGGAGAAAGCUACAGACAACUUCAGUGAAGAAUGCAAGAUUGGCCAAGGUGGAUUUGGUGAAGUCUUUAAAGGGACUUUGCCAGAUGGUAGAGAAAUUGCUAUCAAACGAAUGUUCUUAACUACCAAGAUUCGGAAUGAAGAGAUAUCCAAUGAGAUAGACAUUAUCGGACAAGCUCAACACCAGAAUUUGGUUCGUUUCCUUGGUUGUUGUUUCACUGAUGAUGACAGCUUUCUUGUUUAUGAGUAUCUGGAAAAUAAAAGCCUUGAUCUUAUCUUAUUCGAUCCAAAGAAAAAGAAAGAAUUAGAUUGGAAGAGAAGGCUCAGGAUAAUCGAAGGAACAGCUGAAGGUUUAGAAUACCUUCACAACGAUUGCCAAGUUCGAAUCAUCCACAGAGACAUCAAACCUAGUAACAUCUUACUAGACUCAAAGUACCGUCCCAAAAUUGCAGAUUUUGGUCUUGCCAGGUUUAAUAUCAGGGAACAAGGAAGUGCGCCUCUUGUUAUUGCAGGCACAUUCGGAUACAUGGCUCCUGAGUACCUUGCUCAUGGACAAUUGACUGACAAAGUGGAUGUUUAUAGCUUUGGAGUUCUCAUCCUAGAAAUAGUAAGCGGCCGGGAGAUUAACAAAUUUCCAGCCGAUGACACACUAGACACCCUUGUAACCAUUGCUUGGAGACAUUUUAAGGAGAAAAGGGUAUCUCGACUAAUAGAUCCGAGCAUGGAGAUAGAAGAUGUGGAUGAAGUACUAAGGGUGAUUCAAAUCGCGCUGUUAUGUACUCAAGAGUCACCUAUUAUGCGUCCAGAUAUGACAACUGUUAUUAAACUACUCACACAAAAGGAAUUAGAAGUGCCUGUUCCAUCAAAGCCACCUUUCAUUGAGGAGUCAUUUCAUGAUUCUGAACAAGGUGGCUCUUUUCAUCGGCGUCAUCCCUCUGCAUCGUCAUUUCAUUCUUGCAGAUAUUAUGACACCCAACAAGAUCAUGGCUCUGUUCAUCGGCAUCAUCCCUCUGCAUCGAUUGAUUCUUAUUAUGACACAGAAAGUGUUUUGGGAGGAUAAUGAUGCUUUGUUGUAUGAAAUUCAUGGCCCUCUACAAAGACAGAGCUAGCCAAUUCAAUUUCACUAGGAGAAUGAAGAGUUCUUCACAGCUCAAAUGAGAUGAUUUUGGAGCUUAUGAGGAGCUUAUCCCUUUUCCCAGUUCACUAGUUGCAGUGCUCUGAUCAAGAACGGAUGAUGAUGCCUGAAUGCUGCAAAGGAUGCUGAAAAGACCAGAUCCGUAGAUAACUAAUUAAGUUUAUGUACAUUAACAGUAUAAAGUCGUUUACCACAAGCAAUGUAAAUUUAACAGGUAAUAUCAUUUUAGUUACCGUUUUUACUAGGUUACGGAUUACCACUUAAUGCUUACAAAUGACCUUAAUGUGUAAACAUUUUUACGCGGUCGGUGCAACACCUACGUCAUGUUAUG
Messenger RNA from Nicotiana tabacum (common tobacco), 2412 nucleotides. Its product is annotated as cysteine-rich receptor-like protein kinase 46. Gene Ontology annotation, molecular function: protein kinase activity; ATP binding. Lineage: Eukaryota; Viridiplantae; Streptophyta; Magnoliopsida; Solanales; Solanaceae. The record is from RefSeq and is a predicted model, not a curated record. Gene Ontology annotation, biological process: protein phosphorylation.